Molecule: messenger RNA, 6532 nt
Organism: Salvelinus fontinalis (brook trout)
Lineage: Eukaryota; Metazoa; Chordata; Actinopteri; Salmoniformes; Salmonidae
Product: low-density lipoprotein receptor-related protein 8-like
Exons: 18
Coding region: 148-3126 (992 amino acids)
Molecular function (GO): calcium ion binding; protein binding
Source: RefSeq, a predicted model, not a curated record
AUCGUCACCGAUUCAAAUUGCCAGUGAGGCUGAGGCAAGGCAAGGGGGGUUUCGGCCGGUAAAGUAGGCUAACACCGUCGCAUCGCUAGAAGAACGGAUUUUCGGACAGGCUUUGUUUGUGUAUAAGCUUCACCACCUCCUCCAGAAAUGUGGACGGAUAUAAGGAAACUACUGCUCUUUCAUUUGUUAGUCCUAAAACACUGCUCAAAAGGAACAGAGGAAGAAGAGUGUGAGGAAGGCCAGUUUCAGUGCAAUAACAGAAGGUGUAUACCGACCAUAUGGAGGUGCGAUGACGACGACGACUGCUCAGACAACAGCGACGAGGAAAACUGUGCCAGGAAGACGUGUGCCCCGGCAGAGUUUUCCUGUGCCAACGGCCAGUGUGUACCAGGCCGCUGGCGCUGUGAUGGGGAACCAGAGUGUCCCGACGGCUCGGAUGAGGCAGACGCCACAUGCAGCAAACAGACGUGUCCUCCUGAGAAGUUUGGCUGUGGCGGCUCCACCAACAAGUGUGUCUCGUUGUCGUGGCGAUGCGAUGGCGAGCAGGACUGCGAGAACGGGGCGGACGAGGAGGACUGCGCCGCCGGCAACAAAGCCUGCCCGAAAAGCCAGUUCCAGUGUGCCAACCGCAAGUGCCUGGCACCUGUCUACGUGUGCGACGGCGAUGACGACUGUGGCGACGGCUCUGACGAACUCAAAUGCUCCGACCGCCACUCGCCAACGAACACCUGCAGCCCGCACGAGUUCCGCUGCAACACCUCGGAGUGCGUGCCCGUCAUGUGGAGCUGUGAUGGCGACCCCGACUGCCCCGACGGCUCUGACGAGUGGCCGGAGCGUUGCGGCCGUGAAGGUUCACAUCCACGACGCAGGGUGAACUGUACGAUGGAGGAGUUCCGGUGCGCCAACGGGGAGUGUGUGAGGCUGCCGUGGAAAUGUGACGGCGAUCCGGACUGCAAGGAUAAGUCAGACGAGGCAGAAUGUCCCCUACUGACGUGCAGGCCAGAUGAGUUCCAGUGUGGUGACGGCUCCUGUAUCCACGGUACCAAGCAGUGUAACAAGGUCCACGACUGUCCUGACCAGAGUGACGAGGGUGGCUGUGUCAACGCCACUAAGUGUGAGGGUCCCUUGAAGUUCCUGUGUAAGAACGGAGAGUGUAUCGACAGUGCCAAGGUGUGUGACAACUUCAAGGACUGCAAGGACCGUUCUGAUGAGCCCAAGAAGGAGUGUGGGCUCAAUGAGUGCUCACUCAACAACGGAGGCUGUUCUCACAUCUGCCAGGAUCGACCAAUAGGCUACGAGUGCCAGUGUCCCACUGGGUACAAGCUACUGGACAAGAGGACGUGUGGAGACAUUGAUGAGUGUGAGAACCCCAACGCCUGCAGCCAGAUCUGCAUCAACUACAAGGGAGACUUCAAGUGUGAAUGUUACCAAGGCUAUGAGAUGGACCCCGUCACCAAGACCUGUAAAGCAGAAGGGAAGUCUCCCUACCUGCUGUUCACCAACCGCCAGGAGAUCCGUCGUGUAGACCCGGUGAAGAGGGACUACCGCCAGGUGCUUGCCACCCAGAAGAAUGCUGUGGCGCUGGACGUAGAUGUGGCUAAUAACCGUCUGUUCUGGUGCGACCGCUUCCACCGUAACAUCUACAGUGCUCUGAUCCCAGAGGCGGGCGACCCGUCCCAGCAGGUGACCCUGGUGGACUCUGGCUCUCUCCUCUCCCCCGAGGGCCUGGCCCUGGACUGGGUCCAACACAACCUCUACUGGACCGACUCGGGCCACAAGACCGUCUCGGUGGCCUCGGCCUACGACGGCCUCAAGAGGAGGGUCCUGGUGGACACGGAGCUCAGCGAGCCCAGAGCCAUAGCGCUGGAUCCACAGCAUGGGUUCAUGUACUGGACUGACUGGGGCACCCGGGCCAAGAUAGAGAAGGCAGGGAUGAACGGGGUGGACCGACAAGUCCUGGUGUCAGACAACAUCGAGUGGCCCAACGGCAUCACCCUGGACGUAGCCAACAGGCGUCUUUACUGGGUAGACUCCAAGCUGCACCUGAUCUCCAGUGUGGACUUGAACGGGGCUCAUCGCAGGACACACCUGUCCUCCUCAGAGAGACUGGGACACCCCUACGCACUGGCCGUGUUCGAGGACCGUAUCUACUGGACAGACCGGGAGAGAGAGGCGGUGUACAGCGCUAACAGGCUAACCGGCCAGGACAUCAGCACAGUGGCCGAGCACCUCAAAGACCCUCACGACAUAGUGGUCUUCCACCCGCUCCGCCAGCAACCAGGCCCAGACAGCUGUAACCUGGGCAGUGAGGACAACGGUGGCUGUGAGUACCUGUGUCUCAAAGCCCCCCAGAUCACAGAGCACUCCCCCAAAUACACCUGCGCCUGCCCCACAGGACAGGACCUGGGCCCCGAAAUGCGUGCCUGCAUGCCAGCAAAUGAGACUACUACCACAUCACCGCCUGUGGCCAUCACCACGACCGCCAACGACAAGGACUCCCCUCGCACUUCUGGGUCGUCCCAGGCAGACGCCGGGGUGCCCCACCUCAUCCCAGCCCCCUCCAGCACCCCAGAGACCCCCCCUAGCUCAAAAUCUGGGGUGGAGGAGAAGGAAGGCCGGGGUUUGGAUCCCACUGCUGCCACCAAAAUCAUGGUCACCUCCACCACAGUAGGCUUCGUCGUCAAGGAGGACAGCAACCUCUCCCACCACUCUGGAAGUGAGCAUUUCCUCCUUGGUGAGAACCUGACAGUGGCAGUUCUGGGAGUAGUGAUCCCCAUAGUUCCUAUUGUUGCCACAGUGAUCUUCGGCCUGCUCUGCACCGGCGUCUACCUGGUUUGGCGGAACUAUCGCCAGAACGCCACCAAGAGCAUGAAUUUCGACAACCCUGUCUACCGCAAGACCACGGGCGAGGGCGAGGAGGAUGAGAUUCACAUCGGCCGGACGGAUGGCAUCAUGGGCGGCCACCACGGGCACCACCCGUACCCGGCCGGAGUGGGGUGUGGCAUAGUCGGCGGGGGCGGAAAUACAUGCCCACAGUUCAUUGCGCUGCCACUGGGUGGCAGUAUGCCCGAUCCGGGAACUCAUUGGUACACGGAGCAGCCUAUACUGUCUACUACGGCGAAAUGAGUAUGGAGACAAGACAAGAUGGCCGCUCAGGAGGUUAAUUUUCAAGAUGGCCGCCGCUCAGGCACACGCACACACAGCACUGAGAUUACGGGUCACUCAAGCUGACUGACUGUUGAAUGGAUGGACAUAUGAUGUUAUGAUAUCAUCACAUCCAGCCAUUCAAGUCCAUGAUGUGCCAGUUCAUUACACAGGAUCGACAGUUUUACACUUUCUACGUUUUUUAAAUGUGAUGUCAGAGUUUGAGUGGGUUCCAUUUGAAUUCCUGUCAAUUUAGAAAAUUGAUAAGAAUUCAAGUUCAUGAAUUCUCUACGUAUCAAUUGAAUUUAGAUACAUUUCCUCACGGGACUUGAAAAGGAGUCAACUCCAAUUCUGUAUGUUAUUCAUCCACUUUUGAUCAACCCAAGCAGUGUUCUGUGUUAUAUGUCUCACGUUUAAGGGCGAGAGGAGUUCCAAAAUAUUAUUUUAGUCCUUGACGUUUUAAAUGUAGGCUCUCCAUUUUAUUUCCCUGGUGGAACCUCAUAUUCUGGAGAGACUUUUUAGGAGGAGGUUUAAACCACGGCAGCACCUUAGUAGAUGGGACAAUCUGUACGGUUUUAAGAUAUUAAUUCAACAUGUUUUAUUGCUCACCUCAUUAUUACUAAAGAUGUCAUAGGGUUUAGUUAUUCUGGUCAGGGCAUUUGUCUUGGAGUGGACUGAAAGGUUUAAGAGAGAGGUUGCUGUGUGUGGGCUUGUGUGUGAGUGUGAGUUUGCUUGUCUGUCCCAGCAUUUGUGUGUGCAUUUACGUGUGUGUAAGCCUCUGUGUGUACUUUUUUUUUCAAAGCAUCCUUGUUGAUAUCCUGUGAAGUACAGUUGAGCCCAUGGCUGAAACCUCUUUGAUGUUUUCUUUAUUGAACCACAAAGGCUAUCAGAAGGCAAGCAGGGCAUAGGAGGGUCAAGGAGAGAUUUUAGUGGGAUCCAAGAAAAACUGAAGGCUUAGCGAGAGAAGCCUUUGUAAUUAUUAAGGGUGGCCUGGAUUUAUAGGCCCAGUGAAAAUACGUCUAACUAGCAGCUAAUGGCCAAGGGUAUCUGUGUUAGGCAUGAUAAUGACAACAGAGUUGGCUAAAACCGAAAUAGCUAGCUUUCUGUCUAGCAUGCUGGUUAUCAAGGCUAAAGCAUAAAUAGCUAGCUUUCUGGCUAGCAGGCUGUUUAUCAAGGCUAAAGCAGAAAUAGCUAGCGUUCUGGCUAGCAGGCAGUUUAUCAAGGCUAAAGCAGAAAUAACUAGCUUCCUGGCUAGCAGGCUGUUUAUCAAGGCUAAAGUAGAAAUAGCUAGCUUUCUGGCUAACAGGCUGUUUAGCAAGGCUAAAGCAGAAAUAGCUAGCUUUCUGGGUAGCAGGCUAAUGUGUAUCUAGGCUAAACCAGAAAUGGCUAGUGGCUACCAGGCUAAUUGUUAGCUAUUAUUCUUCUCUCCUUUUUAGCUGUUUUCCAUGGCCAUAGGGUAUGUGGUUGGUAAAUGUGUCAUCUGUUUUUGAUGAUUUUAUUCUCCCAUCUGCUCUCUUUGUCAAUAAACUCACACACACACAGUCACUCACCCUUGAUAGAUCACACACAGGCAUGCAUAUUCACUCACCCUUCACAAGCACUCCACAAUGCCUCUGUCCUCGUCCUUUGAGCAGAUGUCAUUGUGAGCUUUCAUACAGGAGGACCUCAGUAGGAGGUCUUUCAUACAGGAGGACCUCAGUAGGAGGUCUUUCAUACAGGAGGAUCUCAGUAGGAGGUCUGUCAUACAGGAGGAACUCAGUAGGAGGUCUGUCAUACAGGAGGAACUCAGUAGGAGGUCUGUCAUACAGGAGGAACUCAGUAGGAGGUAUAUCAUACAAGAGGAUCUCAUUAGGAGGUCUAUCAUACAGGAGGUCUAUCAUGCAGGAGGAACUCAGUAGUAGGUUGAUUGCUGACAAAAGGCUCCUGUCAGGUGAUUUGGUGGCCGAGGCCACGUGGCAGAUUUAGACUUCGUCACAAAUAGCACCCUAUUCCCUUAAUAGUGCACUACUUUUGACCAGUGUCUGUAGGGGAUCCCAUAGGGCUCUGGUCUAAAGUAGUGCACUAUAUAGGAAAUAGGGUGCCAUUUGGUAUGCAAUUUUCAACAGUAAUGUGGUUCAGUCAGGUUGGAUCCUCCUGUCAGUAAACACGGCCCUCCUUUAUCCCCCUGUCCUUUUGUCCCCCUCUCUUUUGUCCCCCUGUACUUUUGUCCCCCUCUCUUUUGUCCCCCUGUCCUUUUGUCCCCCUCUCUUUUGUCCCCCUCCCUUUUGUCCCCCUGUCCUUUUGUCCCCCUCUCUUUUGUCCCCCUGUCCUUUUGUCCCCCUCUCUUUUGUCCCCCUCCCUUUUGUCCCCCUGUCCUUUUGUCCCCCUCUCUUUUGCCCCCCUGUCCUUUUGUCCCCCUCCCUUUUGUCCCCCUGUCCUUUUGUCCCCCUCUCUUUUGUCCCCCUGUCCUUUUGUCCCCCUCCCUUUUGUCCCCCUGUCCUUUUGUCCCCCUCUCCGUUUGUGCUGUCUGUCACACUAGUGCUCCGCUGUGUGGGGUAAAUAGACAUUUCAGAGUCCCUUCCGUUGUUGUAUUUUUGUUCACGGAGACCGACAGGAUGGAAUGGGAAAGAGCGAGAUGGUGGGUGUGUGUUUGUUUAUGUUCAUCCCACAGCCAUAUUGAAAACGUUUUGUAGGCUCUUUGUUGCCCAGCCCUCUCAGAAUGUGUUGUGUGUAUUGCAUGGGGAGAACAUAAGGUGUGUGUGUGUGUGCGUGCGUGCGUGCGUACGUGCGUGCGUGCGUUGUGCACGUUUGUCAGAGUGAAUGCACGUGUGUUUGUGUAUUUGGGACCGGAGUAGCUGGGGGGGUUUGAAAAUCAUGAUUUGUAAAUACAUUGUCAUAUUGCAAAAAAAAGUUUGAUAAAGUAUUAUACAAUUGUGUAAAAGAAAAAGAUGUACAUAAGAUUUUAGAUAAGAAAAAAUAAUUGAUGACGGUAAAUUAAUUUAUUUGUAUAAAAGAACACUGUAUUGCCUGAUGGUACGAAAUAUGAAUUAACCACCAAAGUGUUUUGUGUUGUCGCUUGGUCUUGCUUCAUCUGAUAUCCUUUUCUUUUUCCAAUUUUUUAUUUGAUUUAUUAGUUCAAGUCAUACAAGGUGGUUCUUCCUCAAUAUUCUCCAUAUCAUCUCAUUGUCUUUCAUCCCCAGUGUUUAGAAAAUCUAUUAUUGUUUUCUAGUGCCUUUUUUCUUCUUUAGGUCUUUUUUGAAAAACUGUUUUGCUGUGGGAGGAGACGGGUUCUUAUGUACCGGAAAAUAACAGCUGUACUCAAAUUGCCAAAACAGUCUGUCACCUUUUUAUUACUUUCUGAAGUUGUUCUUAAAUAUCUCUAUAUAUUGAUAUAUACAAUUUUAUUGAA